Rhodamnia argentea is the source of this 1622-nucleotide messenger RNA. Its product is annotated as delta(8)-fatty-acid desaturase 2. The coding region runs from base 94 to 1440 and encodes 448 amino acids. NCBI's taxonomy places the organism in Eukaryota, Viridiplantae, Streptophyta, Magnoliopsida, Myrtales, Myrtaceae. The transcript has a single exon. Gene Ontology annotation, molecular function: oxidoreductase activity, acting on paired donors, with oxidation of a pair of donors resulting in the reduction of molecular oxygen to two molecules of water. The record is from RefSeq and is a predicted model, not a curated record. Gene Ontology annotation, cellular component: membrane. Gene Ontology annotation, biological process: lipid metabolic process.
CGAUCCCAGUUCUUCCCGGAGAGUGGUGGGGUUUGAUUUGCAGACAUCCUCGGCCGAGAUCCGCGCCUCCAGCCGAGGAUUUCUUGUUCAGCAAUGGAGGCCGAGAGGAACAAGUACAUUACGUCGGAGGAGCUCAAGAAGCACAGCUCCCCCGGGGAUCUGUGGAUCUCGAUCCAGGGGAAGGUGUACGAUGUGUCCGACUGGGCCAAGCACCACCCCGGCGGCGAGGUCCCGCUCCUCACCCUGGCCGGCCAGGACGUCACCGACGCCUUCAUGGCGUACCACCCCGGAUCGGCCUGGAAGCACCUGGAGGCCCUGUUCACCGGGUACCGCGUCCGGGACUUCGUCCCCUCCGACGUGUCCAAGGACUACCGGAAGCUCCACGCCGAGUUCUCCCGGCUGGGGCUCUUCGAGAGGAAGGGGCACGUCGCCGUGUGCUCCCUCACCGCCAUCGCGGUGAUGCUGUCCCUCUGCGUGUACGGCGUGGUGGCCUGCGAGGGCGCCGCGAUCCAUUUCCUCUGCGCCGUCCUGCUCGGGUUGCUGUGGAUCCAGAGCGCGUACAUGGGGCACGACUCGGGCCACUACCAGGUGAUGACCACCACCGGCUACAACCGGCUGGCCCAGAUCCUCGCGGGCAACUGCGUCACCGGCAUCAGCAUGGCGUGGUGGAAGUGGACCCACAACGCCCACCACAUCGCCUGCAACAGCCUCGACCACGACCCCGACCUCCAGCACAUCCCGGUGUUCGCCGUCUCCUCCAGGUUCUUCAAUUCGCUCACCUCCAUCUUCUACGGCCGGAAACUCAAGUUCGACUUCCUGGCGAGGCUGCUGGUGAGCUACCAGCAUUGGACAUUCUACCCGGUCAUGUGCUUCGGGCGCAUCAAUCUCUUCAUCCAGACCUUCUUGCUCUUGUUCUCCAAGAGACAUGUACCGGAUCGAGCCCUCAACAUUCUGGGCAUCCUCGUGUUCUGGACUUGGUUCCCUCUGCUCGUGUCUUGCCUGCCCAAUUGGAGCGAGCGGGCCAUGUUCGUGGUCACCAGCCUCAGCGUCACCGCCGUCCAGCACAUCCAGUUCUGCCUGAACCACUUCUCGGCCAACGUCUACAUGGGCCCGCCCAACGGGACCGACUGGUUCGAGAAGCAGACGGCCGGGACCAUCGACAUCGCGUGCUCGACCUGGAUGGACUGGUUCCACGGCGGGCUCCAGUUCCAGCUGGAGCACCACCUGUUCCCGAGGCUGCCCCGCUGCCAGCUCCGGGGGAUCGCUCCGCUCGCCCGCGACCUGUGCAAGAAGCACAACCUGCCCUACCGGAGCCUGUCCUUCUGGGAGGCCAACGUCUCCACCAUUAGGACGCUGAGGACCGCCGCGCUGCAGGCCCGCGACCUGUCCAACCCCGUGCCCAAGAACUUGGUCUGGGAGGCCGUCAACACCCACGGCUGACCCGUUUCCGGCUCCACAUUUACCCGCUUUCCAGAAUUUUCCGAUUCUCUUUUCCCCCAGCCCCCCUUUUGUUUCAAAAUUUCAAUCCCGGAGUUUAGUUGUUGCGAGGUUGAUUCUUACAUUGAUCUUCGGCUCCAUAUAUUGAUUUGUUUUGUCUAAUUUAGCAACGUCUUUGUGGCUCG